AUGUGGUCUGGACUACUAUUGAUGCAGACCGUUCGACCAUUGGACUCUGUAUUAUCACUGAUGGUCCGACAGGGGUGCACCCUUCUGUUUUAUUUAUUAAAGGACCUAGUUGCAGCAUCAUCGUUAGGAGAAUCUACUCGCUAUUUCGCACCAGGAUGGCGAUGCUUCGCGGUUCAUUACAAAGAAUGCGCGGAGUUUUCUCGGCCUAUCCAGAUGGCUAGUGCGGGGCUGAUAAUGACAGCCAGGGGCAGCUUAUUUUUUGUCGACACGUUGCACUAUUCCGCAACAGUGCAUCGAUUCCCCGAGAUAGUCGCGAUAAGGCAAGGGAACGCCGGAAGGGAGGAAGUUGAAGCCAAACCGGAAAAGUCUGCUCUUUGCCUGGCGGGGGCCCACGGCCCACUUCAUUCCUCUUCCACCAUCUUCCCUAUGGAAGAAAACGCGAAGCUUCUGCUCAAUUGCUGCAAUGGAUAG
This is a messenger RNA of Aspergillus niger, 471 nucleotides long. RefSeq lists its product as hypothetical. Lineage: Eukaryota; Fungi; Ascomycota; Eurotiomycetes; Eurotiales; Aspergillaceae. The coding region runs from base 1 to 471 and encodes 156 amino acids. The record is from RefSeq and is a predicted model, not a curated record. The transcript has 5 exons.